This is a messenger RNA of Calypte anna (Anna's hummingbird), 447 nucleotides long. RefSeq names its product lymphotactin. Gene Ontology annotation, cellular component: extracellular region. Lineage: Eukaryota; Metazoa; Chordata; Aves; Apodiformes; Trochilidae. Gene Ontology annotation, biological process: G protein-coupled receptor signaling pathway; cellular response to tumor necrosis factor; chemokine-mediated signaling pathway. Gene Ontology annotation, molecular function: chemokine activity; CCR chemokine receptor binding. The record is from RefSeq and is a predicted model, not a curated record.
AUGACAAUAUUUAAACUCUGUGAAAGAGGGUUGACAGUAGCCACUUUCUCUCUCUUCUCUGCAUUGACAAAGAAGCUCCCAGCAAUGAAACUCCACGCUGCAGCUCUCCUCAUCAUCUUCUGGUUUGGCAUCUUCACUGUGCACGUGGUGAAAGGGAGCAUUGGAAGUCAACCCAUGCGCAAACUGAGUUGUGUAAGUCUGUCUACACAGAAACUGAACAUCAGAAAUCUUGUCAGCUAUGAAAAGCAAGAAGUUCCAAUAAAUGCCAUCAUGUUUAUCACCACAAAAGGUAUCAGGAUCUGUGUAAGCCCUGAAAACAAGUGGGUGCAGGCUGCUGUGAGGAAAAUAGACCGAAGACGGACCAUCACAGGAAAUAAUCCUGUCCUAGGCAAGGCCAACCAAACAGAAUCAUCAUCAGAGCUGCACAUCACAGGGAAAAAAGCCUGA